AUGAUAUUACAACUCUCUUAUGGUGUGGUAUCAAUUGUCAGAAACUAUUCAACCAAAGUUACUCCUAAAUGUUGCACAAACCAAUUUAAAAACAUCAAUGUCAAGAUACCCAGAAAUCCUAAGGUUAUUAAAGUGCAAUGGACUGAUCAACAAUUGCAAGUUUUCGAUGCAAUCGUACGCCGUGAAUCAGUUUUCAUUACUGGGUCUGCUGGCACUGGCAAAACCAAGCUAAUUGAGGAAGUUAUAAAGUCACUUAGGAAAAUUUAUGGCAAAAAAGAGGUUUGUGUAACGGCAUCAACUGGUGUCGUGGCCUGUGCUCUUGGGGGCCAGACCCUGCAUUCAUUUGCAGGUGUUGGCCUUGCUGAAGCUGAUGCUGACAUUUUGCUUUCUAGGGUUUUGGAUAACAAAAGGGUUUCAAAAAGGUGGAAAAUGGUAAAAGCUUUGGUGGUUGAUGAGAUUAGUAUGGUGGAAGGUGAGUUGUUUGAUAAACUCGAAUACAUUGCUAGAAUGAUUCGAGAAAAAGAUGAGCCAUGGGGCGGUAUACAACUUGUAGUUAGUGGAGACUUCUUGCAGCUUCCACCUGUGAAUGUUGGUAAGAAUUCAGGUCGUGGUAAGGUAUUUGCUUUUGAAGCAGAUUCUUGGGAGCAUUCUUUUCAGUUACAAGUGGGUCUGAACACAGUUUUCAGACAGUCAGACCCAGAACUUAUUAGACUGCUUCAAGGUAUCAGAAGUGGGGAGUUGGAUACUGAAGGUCUUGAGCUGCUUGAGAAACGUCGUUGUUCUCGAGAACCUGAAGAGACAGUUGUGAGAUUAUUUCCAAGAAUAACAGAUGUUAAUCAAGUAAACGAAAUGAGACUGAAACGCUUGGGAGAAAAAAUUAUUGUUUAUGAAGCCUUUGAUACAGGGGAUAAACCUUGGAUUGGUCAAUUGGACCGUGGAAUGGCACCCAAGAAACUUCAGCUCUGUAAAGGUGCAAGGGUGAUGCUAACAAAGAACUUAAAUGUGAAGGGCAAGUUAGUGAAUGGUGCUACUGGUACAAUUAUGGGUUUCAAGAUUGUGGUUGAAGGUAACAUUGCAAAGAUAUGUGGUGGUAAGCUGUUGCCAAUAGUGAAAUUCGACUCUGGAGGUGAGAAGAUGAUAGAACCUGCUACAUGGAAUGUAAUGGUGGGAGAUAGGAAGUGCGCUACACGGUUGCAGUUACCUCUUAUUUUGGCGUGGGCGAUGAGUAUUCAUAAAUCCCAAGGCAUGACUCUGGACAGGCUUCACACUAAUCUCUCAGAGGCUUUUGGUUUUGGAAUGAUUUAUGUUGCUCUUUCCCGUUUAAGAAGCUUGGAUGGUCUUUCUUUCUCUUCUGACCUUGACCCUUCAAAGAUUAGGGCCCAUCCCAAGGUUCUUGAGUAUUAUAAGAAGCAUUUUCAAUGA
Beta vulgaris subsp. vulgaris (sugar beet) is the source of this 1422-nucleotide messenger RNA. Its product is annotated as ATP-dependent DNA helicase PIF1. Gene Ontology annotation, molecular function: DNA helicase activity. The transcript has a single exon. The record is from RefSeq and is a predicted model, not a curated record. Gene Ontology annotation, biological process: telomere maintenance; DNA repair. The coding region runs from base 1 to 1422 and encodes 473 amino acids. NCBI's taxonomy places the organism in Eukaryota, Viridiplantae, Streptophyta, Magnoliopsida, Caryophyllales, Amaranthaceae.